UUCGAAAAUACGCCGAGAGUAUUCCUGAUGGUGAAACGAGCGUUGCUUUAUCGAAUGCAGCUAAAGAAAACAACAUCUAUGUAGUUGGUGGUACGAUGCCUGAAAUAGAGGGCGAUAAAUUGUACAAUACCUGUACUAUUUGGGGUCCCGAUGGAACUUUGAUAGCAAAACACCGAAAGGUACAUCUAUUCGACAUCGACAUUCCUAAUAAGAUUACUUUUCGAGAGAGUGAUUCACUCAGUCCUGGUAACUCCCUAACGACGUUCGAUGUGAAGGGCUGCAAAAUAGGUAUUGGCAUAUGCUAUGAUAUUAGAUUCGAGGAAAUGGCACGCAUUUAUCGGAACAAAGGUUGCCAAAUGCUGAUAUAUCCAGCGGCAUUCAAUAUGACCACUGGACCACUGCACUGGUCAUUACUUCAGCGUUUCAGAGCGAAUGAUAAUCAAUUAUACGUUGCCUGCAUAUCACCGGCUCGUGUUCCUUAAGCAAGUUACGUCGCAUGGGGACAUACACAGUUGACCAAUCCCUGGGGAAAGAUUCUUUACGAUUUGGAAACUCAAGAGAAUAUGGCAGUCACCGAUAUCGAUCUAAAAGUUGUUGAGGAAGUAAGGGCUCAGAUACCUACAUUUUCUCAGAGACGUACAGAUUUGUACGACACUGUCUGUAAGAAGGAGUAACUCUACACUAAAACAGAAAAUGUUUUUUUAUAAUAUUUCUACUACGAUAUCCUUUUUUUGUGAAUUAUUACUAAUUUCUUAUCAUUUGUACUAAAUGAAUGACUCAA
Messenger RNA from Bombus huntii, 781 nucleotides. RefSeq names its product omega-amidase NIT2-A-like. The transcript is spliced from 4 exons. Gene Ontology annotation, biological process: L-glutamine metabolic process; oxaloacetate metabolic process. The coding region runs from base 96 to 482 and encodes 128 amino acids. NCBI's taxonomy places the organism in Eukaryota, Metazoa, Arthropoda, Insecta, Hymenoptera, Apidae. Gene Ontology annotation, molecular function: omega-amidase activity. Gene Ontology annotation, cellular component: mitochondrion. The record is from RefSeq and is a predicted model, not a curated record.